Molecule: messenger RNA, 4379 nt
Organism: Pieris napi
Lineage: Eukaryota; Metazoa; Arthropoda; Insecta; Lepidoptera; Pieridae
Gene: Opa1
Product: dynamin-like 120 kDa protein, mitochondrial
Exons: 21
Coding region: 266-3124 (952 amino acids)
Biological process (GO): mitochondrial fusion
Cellular component (GO): cytoplasm; microtubule; mitochondrial membrane
Molecular function (GO): GTP binding; microtubule binding; GTPase activity
Source: RefSeq, a predicted model, not a curated record
CCUUGAAUCUUGACUAAAAUGCCCUACAAUUUGUCAAAUUUUCAAAAUAUGAAGUGAUCUUUUGUGAUUUUUAUGUUGAUUGUGUAAUAUAUUUGCUAUUAUAAUUGUUUUAAUUUAUAAACCAAUCAACUAGAGUUGUCUUUCUUUAUACAUAUUAUUAACCGGCUUAGAAAAUGAAUUAUUAGACAGAAGGAAGUAACCCAAACCUUGUAUUGGUUAUUAUGGUAUAUUAACGCUGUUAUUAAGCAAAGAAAGAGUUGUAAUUAUGUCUAGAAUAUUAAAUCAUCGAAUGAGAUCUAGUCUAAGAAGACCCUCUUCAUGGUCAUGUGUAGACAAACGAGCUGUCGCUUUCUCUGUAUGGACUGGGCGUAGUGUACUUUUACACAAGCCACUAGACAGUUACCAGAUACCAAGACGAAGAUAUGGCAUGCUUAUUGCCCGGGCAGUUCGAGGGGUGUUAAAAAUCAGAUAUUUAUUACUUGGAGGCGCUGUUGGAGGAGGAAUGACUUUAAACAAGAAAUAUGUGGAAUGGAAAGAUGGACUUCCAGAAAUGGGAUGGUUGAAUGAUUUAUUGCCAGAUAAUGAACAAUGGGAUAAAUUCACCACAACACUCUUAGAUGCUAAAGAAAAAAUUGGGGAUCAGUUUCAAAUUGUAGGUGUGCCACUGACGCUGUCGAUACACUCAGAUCCGAGGUUGCGAGAGGCUGGUGCAGUCAGGGCUGCAGAACUCAGGGAGUGGCUGGCGCAAAGAUAUGAAGAUGCAGUGGCUGCUGCUGCUGUAAAUAAUGCUACCAGCAGUAUUGAACCAGCUCCUAAAAUAGUCAACAAUUUACAAAGUCGACCAGCACCAAUGUCAGCCAAAUCAUCUAACACCGACGAAACUGCUGCUUAUGAGCGCCGCGUUCACGCUUUGCAAGAGGAAGUGCUAUCACUACAGGCACGUUAUCAGCGCGAGUUACAAAGACUGGAGCAAGAAAAUAGAGAACUCAGACAACAAAAUAUGUUGUUGAGGCAAGGCAGACAACCAUCAACUAAAAAGAUGAAACGUUCCCUAAUUGAUAUGUACUCAUCUGUCUUGGAUGAGUUGGCGGACUGGGAUUCUGGUGAAGCAGGCAGAUUGCCUAGAGUAGUUGUGGUAGGUGAUCAGUCUGCUGGCAAGACUUCAGUUCUGGAGAUGCUGGCUCAGGCCAGGAUUUUUCCAAGGGGAGCUGGAGAAAUGUGUACCAGAGCACCAGUAAAAGUAACAUUGUCGGAAGGGCCUUACCACGUGGCACAGUUCAACGACUCGUCUCGCGAAUUCGAUCUCAAUAAGGAAGCCGAUCUUGCUGAUCUACGAAAAGAAGUUGAGCUGCGUAUGCGCAAUAGCGUUCGUGGUGGUCGUACAGUGUCCAACCAACAGAUCGCCAUGUCUGUGAAGGGACCUGGUAUACCCCGUAUGGUGUUGGUUGAUUUGCCCGGAGUAAUAUCUACUCAAACGGUGGAUAUGGCAUCUGAUACCCGAGAGGCGAUCAAAGAAAUGACCAAGCAGUACAUGGACAAUCCUAAUGCUAUUAUACUCUGUAUACAGGAUGGCUCAGUUGACGCUGAACGAAGCAAUGUGACCGACUUAGUAUCAUCCUGUGAUCCGUCUGGAAAGAGGACUAUCUUUGUUCUCACGAAGGUUGACCUUGCUGAAGAGAAUUUGGCUAACCCCAAUAGAAUUCGACGUAUUUUGGAAGGCAAAUUGUUCCCAAUGAAGGCACUCGGAUACUACGCGGUGGUGACUGGCAGAAGCAGGAAGGAUGACUCCAUACAAAGCAUCCGCGAAUACGAAGAGAGAUUCUUCAGAUCUUCUAAAUUAUUUAAAGAUGGAAUGGUAGCGGCCGGUCAAGUGACUACCCGCAAUUUGGCGUUGGGCGUGGCCGAGUGCUUCUGGAGGAUGGUGAGAGACUCUGUGGAACAACAGGCGGAUGCGUUCAAAGCGAUGCGAUUUAAUCUAGAGAGCGAAUGGAAAAAUACGUUCCCACGCCAACGUGAACUGGACCGUGAUGAGUUGUUCGAACGUGCGCGUGCAGAAUUGCUGGACAAGUCUGCAGAAUUGUCGGGUGUACCAGCCGCAGCCUGGGAAGCCCGGCUCCAAAAAGCCUUAUGGGCCGCGGCCGCGCAGAGAAUAUUUGCUGGGAUAUAUCUACCAGCAGCAGCGAAUGCUAGCGAAGACGUUGAUAAAUUCAAUACAUCGGUGGACAUUAAACUUCGGGAAUGGGCGGAAAAUGAACUGGCCACCCUCUCCAUACAAGCUGGGCGACAGGCGUUACGCGAGGAGUUCAGUGAACUUAUGUCCAAAUCUUCCGAUUCCGACGCUAUCUAUGAACCAGUGAAGAAGGCUGCUGUGGAUGAAGCCUUAUCUAGACAUCAGUGGGAAGAAAGGGCUCAGGACGUCCUGCGUGUACUGCAAGUAAAUGCGCUUCAAGAUAGGUGCGUGGCUUCGCGUGGUGAGUGGGACUCGGCUGUAUCUCUUAUGGAAGACGCGCUCAAGGAGCGACUUAAGACCACCGAAGAAGACCUCAAGUCACUUGCAGGUCCCGGUUUCCGAGAGCGCUGGCUGUAUUGGCAAUCGAGUAGCGAAGAACAGAACAGACGUAGUGAAGUGAAGUCGGAGUUGGAGCGCCUCGGCUCUAGCAGGCCCAAUCUCUCGUACGAUGAAGUGGUAGCUGUGAGGGAUAAUUUGAGGCGGCGAGGCGUCGACACCGAUAACGAGUAUAUACGGGAGACGUGGAAACCUAUUUAUUUAAAACAAUUCCUACAACGUGCAUUAUCACGAGCGAGGGACUGUCGCAAGAGUUUCUAUCUGUACACGCAACAGAAUGGUACUGGGAAGGAAUGCUGUGAAGUAGUGAUGUUCUGGCGGGUUCAAAGCGCACUGCGGACUACGGCGAAUGCUUUAAGGCAACAAAUUGGUAAUCGGGAGGCUGGUCGACUGGACCGGGAACUGAGGGAGGUUCUGGACGAGAUGUCGUCUGAUGCAGAUAUGAAGAAAAAACUACUCUCUGGUAGACGAGUUGAACUCGCUGAAGAAUUGAAACGCGUGCGACAUGUUCAAGAGAAACUGGAGGAAUUUAUUGAGGCGUUAAACAAAGAGAAAUAAGCGUAGAUAGAUAUUAAUUUAUUUGAAACUGCAUUUCAUUGACUUCGAAACUAUUAAACUUGUAAAUAGGUCAUGAAUUUGCGUAUUAUAUAUAUAACUACCAAAUAAUACGCAAUCUAGAUAUUGCAUAACAGGAAUUGUCGGCUUCAGAAUUAUUUCAUAGCAAUAAACUUAGUUUUAAUCCAAAAUAUCACCUUACUACAAAUGAAUUUCUAUGUUUACAUUAAAUCUUAUGAAAUAUAUAAUUAGAAUAUUUUCUGUGAUCAUGUUUUUCCUAUAAAACCUAGUCAUUUUGCAGAAUAAAAUGAUUAAUUCAUGAAAUAGGUUUAGAACCCUUUUCUCGUUAUAAGUUUGGAAACUUACUCUUAACUCUGCUUUAGUCAGUUUAUUGAAUAUUUAUUAUAUGACACAGGUCAAUGAAAUGCAGGGUAUUUCAAGUCGACUUAAUAAUAAUUGUUAAAUAAAUCUAACCUAGUGCCAGAUAGUGCGCCUGAGGCUGUGACGUCACUAUUAUUCUUAUAGUACAGUACCCGGCCAUUCGCAAGUCGCAUCGUGCUUUAGAAAGAGAUACUCAGCUAGCUUAGGCUUCGUAUAGCGUCGUCUCUUUCUCUUAAUAGUUACCGUACUGUUAGUGUUUUGUGUGACAGAGAUGACGCUCUACAAAGCGAGUAUCUCUUUCUAAAGCACGAUGCGACUUAUAAAUGGCCUGGUACUGUACAUAGUAUUUCAUACUAAAUCUUAUAAAACUUUGAUUAUAAAAAUCAAUACAAUUAUUCAUUAGCAGAAGCUUCUCAUUGGUCUGUACUGGAUCCUUAAAAGUACUACACGAUGGGCAUAAUGCACUAACACUACUCCUGUGGAAUUUAUCUAUAUAUCUUUAUGUUUGGCUUCUCUCUUGUUUAUAGCCUAUACUUAAUUUGUUAUAUUUAUUUCAUUUUAAAGUUUAUGGCCAUAGCGAAGGUAGCCAUUUUCAAAACAUGUUUCUUUCUAAAUUAUUGUUACUGUUCAUAAAGUUGUAUUUGCGAGCUUGUGUUGAUUUUGUAAUUGCUUAACAUGAGUAAGAAGUUUUUAAACCACUAUAAGGCUUUUUUAAACGUUUGUUUUAAAGUCGACUUGAAAGCGUAUCUCAUAGUAAAUAUUGUGUAGUUUACUAUAGAAUGUAUAUAGGUUGCAUAUGUUUGUCAGCUCGCAUGUAUUGUUACUUACGACUCCAUAAGUUAUAUUUUUAAUAAAAUGUUGCACAAAAUUAGAAACA